Hirsutella rhossiliensis is the source of this 1053-nucleotide messenger RNA. Its product is annotated as deuterolysin metalloprotease (M35) family domain-containing protein. The record is from RefSeq and is a predicted model, not a curated record. The coding region runs from base 1 to 1053 and encodes 350 amino acids. Lineage: Eukaryota; Fungi; Ascomycota; Sordariomycetes; Hypocreales; Ophiocordycipitaceae. Gene Ontology annotation, biological process: proteolysis. The transcript has 2 exons. Gene Ontology annotation, molecular function: metalloendopeptidase activity.
AUGAAAGGAAUCUCCGUUCUCGUCGCCCUCGCCGCCUCGACCCUCGCCGCUCCAUCUCGGGAGAAGCGUGCUUCCUCGCCCCUCAAAGUCAAGAUCGAGAUGGUCGGCAACUCGGAGGUCAAGGCCGUCAUCAAAAAUGAGGGCCAGGAGAGUCUCAAAGUUCUUAAGACCGGCAGCAUCCUCAGCCCUGUUCCUGUCGAGAAGGCAACGGUCUUCGCUGAUGACCAGCCCAUUGAAUUCGAGGGCAUUCAACUACGGAUUGCACUGGGAGCUCUCAGCGAGAAUCAUUUCCAGUAUAUCCUUCCCGGACAAUCUGUCGAGACGGCCUUUGACCUCGCCGACGUUCACAAUCUUACCUCUGGGGGCAAGUUUGGGGUCCGUGUCGAUGGAGCCUUCGCGUUUGCCAAAGACAACAGCACCAAGCUGAUCGGCUCCAUCCCGUACAUCUCCAACCACAUUGUGGCCGAUAUUGAUGGCAGCCGCGCCGCCUCAAGCUCCUUGGCCUCACUUGCAAAACGCACUCUUGUCCAGAGCGACUGCAACGGCGAGAAAUACAUAAUCACUCGAAAGGCACUGACCGAAUGUGCUUCCAUGGCGAGGGACGCUCGCAUGGCCGCUUCUUGGGGACCCGCGGACAAGAUGGAAGAGUACUUUCAGUCAUCCAGCCAGGAAGUCCGCGACACCGUCUCGGGUGUCUUUGACCGCGUCGCCUUCGAAUGCGGCUCCGCCACGGGUGGCAUCGCCGAGUACUACUGCACUGAUGUCUUCAACAAAUGCGACGGCGGAACUCUGGCGUACACGACGCCGGCUCGAGGAAAGAUGUUUUUCUGCCCACUGUACUUCAAGGCCCUUCCCGAUCUUGCCAGAGGCUGCCACCACCAGGACCAGGCCACCACCAAUAUCCACGAGGUAACCCACUUGAAGCGUAUCAAGGGCACCAAGGACUACGGAGGCUACGGUUAUCAGUUUAUUCGCAGCCUGACUCCCGAACAGAACCUCAACCACGCGGAUACCUAUGCUCUGUUUGCCAGCGCGGUCCGGCAAAAGUGCUAG